This is a messenger RNA of Drosophila navojoa, 1671 nucleotides long. It is a transcript of the gene ttv, whose product is annotated as exostosin glycosyltransferase 1 ttv. Lineage: Eukaryota; Metazoa; Arthropoda; Insecta; Diptera; Drosophilidae. The record is from RefSeq and is a predicted model, not a curated record. Gene Ontology annotation, molecular function: glycosyltransferase activity. Gene Ontology annotation, cellular component: membrane.
UGCUAACGUCUGUCUGGCUCUGGCAGCGCUUGGCAACUCUGGCAAUGUUUUGACAGUUGGUUAACGCUCUCACGCGCUCUCUCUCUCAGUCAGUGGCUCUCCGCUGCUGAAAAUGUUUCGUGUUGAGUUUGUGUCGCGUUCGCAUUGUUUAUAAAACAAAUUAAUUAUAUUUAUUAUUAGUUUAAGUGGAAAAGUGGUGUGAAUUGUGCAAUGCAGUCGCACUCGCUACGUAAAUGUGUGCGAGCAUAAGAAAUGUUUGCCUCCAAGUCGCUGUCGUGCUCGUUGCUGCCGCUGCCGCUGUUGACGCCGAGAACUCGUCGCACCAGCAAAUGAAAAAUAUACAGCAAGCAAAAUGCACAAAUAUAAUAUAGAAAUGAAAACAAAAUAACCAAAAAAAGUUGCGUCAAACGUUCAAUAUAUAUUUGAGUGUUUAGUACAUGCAAGUGAAAUGUGUAUGGAAAAGUUGCGCGCAAAGACGUCGCAGCCAACAACAACAAAAACAACAACACCAUCAUUACUAGUGAGCGGGAGAGAGCGAGAGAGAGGAACUGCUGCUGCUGCUGCUGCUUCUGCGGCGACAGCAACAAACCCAACAACAAUAACAAAUAAGAAGCAGCACAAAAUGCGCUUAGACUAAAUUAGAAACGAAAACGAAGUAGCAGCACUUACUCCCACUCCUCCUGCACCCCAACCCACCUGCAAAGCAACCAAUUUAGCAACUUCAGCUUCUAGCGGAUAGUUCCGUAGACCCCUGGGCGACCCAGCAACACCCAGCAGUUAACACAGCAUCCAGCCAGUCAGCCAACCAGCUGGACCUCCUCCAUCAGCAUGCAGGCUAAAAAGCGUUAUAUACUGGUCUUUGUCUCGUGUGCAUUUCUGGCCUAUUGCUAUUUUGGCGGCUAUCGGCUGAAAGUGGCGCCACAUCGUCCGCGUCGCGCCCAACAUGAAUCGGCCAAAGAUGGGGGCGUCCAACCGUACGCACAGUUGCCCAGCUUCAUGGGCUACGAGCAGCGUCAGCCGCUGACCAACGAAUCGACGGUCGCUGUGGCGACAGCUGCUGCGCCUGGCAAGCGGAAGCCACCGGUGGCUGCUUGUCGGAUGGAGACAUGCUUCGAUUUCACCAAAUGCUACGAUCAGUUUCUGGUCUAUGUUUACCCGCCGGAGCCGUUGAAUUCACUGGGCGCUGCACCGCCCAGUUCGCCCAAUUAUCAGAAGAUUCUCACUGCCAUACAGGAGUCGCGCUAUCAUACCAGCGAUCCCGCCGCCGCCUGCCUCUUUGUGCUGGGCAUCGAUACGCUGGACCGCGACUCGCUCUCUGAGGAUUAUGUGCGUAAUGUGCCAUCGCGUCUGGCCCGGCUGCCCCAUUGGAAUAAUGGACGCAAUCAUAUCAUAUUCAAUCUCUAUUCGGGCACCUGGCCGGAUUAUGCCGAGCAUUCGCUGGGCUUCGAUGCCGGCGAAGCCAUCCUGGCCAAGGCCAGCAUGAGUGUACUCCAAAUGCGUCACGGUUUCGAUGUCAGCAUACCGCUCUUCCACAAACAGUUCCCGCUGCGCGCCGGCGCCACCGGCUCCGUGCAGUCCAACAAUUUUCCUGCCAACAAAAAGUAUUUGCUGGCCUUCAAAGGCAAACGGUAAGAGAAGCAAGAAAUAAAGUUACUACUAACUGAGCAUGUA